Messenger RNA from Saxophila tyrrhenica, 783 nucleotides. RefSeq lists its product as uncharacterized. The transcript has 2 exons. The record is from RefSeq and is a predicted model, not a curated record. NCBI's taxonomy places the organism in Eukaryota, Fungi, Ascomycota, Dothideomycetes, Mycosphaerellales, Extremaceae. Bases 1 to 783 code for a protein of 260 amino acids. Gene Ontology annotation, cellular component: ascospore wall; prospore membrane; lipid droplet.
AUGGCUCGAGAUGCGUCUGCAAUAUCCUUCUGGCGGGCCAACUUCAGUCCAGCCUUCAUCUAUCCCAUCAAAGGAAUCUGGUACUUCGCUACCCAUCGAUACCUCCACCCUCUGGCACCGUAUCUACCGAUCGUGGCGUUUCUGGCCAUCUUCCACGUUAACAAGGGUAGCGCUUGGGUUAACGCUACCUUCUUUGUACUCGGUAUUGGAACUCUUCUGAUAUCCAUCCUGUUUGAAGCGCUCUUCGUGGACCACACCCAAGUGGACAUCUUCGACGCAGUGAUGAUAGCAGAGGGCUACGAACAUCUCGUCAAACACCGGCGGCCUGUUUCUGAGGACAUUGAUGAGAGCGAUCCGGUCAAACGAUUGGGAGCACGGGAGAAGGGUGCUCAGUUCGCGCCUUUCAGCUUCCGCCAAAUUAUCGAGUUCGCCGUCCUGCUACCUCUCAACUUCGUCCCAUUCGUUGGAGUGCCGUUGUUUCUGUUGGCAACUGGAUAUCGUGCGGGACCACUUCUAAACUGGAGAUACUAUGCUCUGAAAGGCUUCACUCGAAAGGAACGCAACACAUUUAUCAAAUCGAAGAAGAGGCGAUGGGAGUACAUGUGGUUCGGUUCAAUCUACAUGGUGCUUCAGCUGAUCCCGGUUUUGAGCAUCUUCUUUCUACUCACUUCUGCCGCGGGCAGUGCACUCUGGUCUGUGCACAUUGAGCGGGAGAGUGGCGACAACCUGGUCAACGAAGACGAGGAGGAUCUGCCGCCGGCGUAUACGGAUGAUGAGCCAUGA